Molecule: messenger RNA, 954 nt
Organism: Nanorana parkeri
Lineage: Eukaryota; Metazoa; Chordata; Amphibia; Anura; Dicroglossidae
Product: gastrula zinc finger protein XlCGF7.1-like
Exons: 3
Source: RefSeq, a predicted model, not a curated record
AUGACUUCAGACCUCCAUCUGAGAUCUCACAGUAUGAAGAGAUCAAAAGAUCCAUCUAAACCCGAGGAGUCUUCUUUACCUGAUGGAGGUCACACAGGAGAGAGUUCAUUGUCAUCUUUAGAUCGUGAGAAAUCUCACCCUAAAAAUAGAGCACCAUCUAAACAGCAUCAAAGGUCCCCAGAGUGCGGAAAAUGUUUCAGUCAGAAGGCCAGCCUUCUAAGACAUCACAGAGGCCACACUGGUGAACGUCCCUAUCGAUGCACAGAGUGUGGAAAAAGUUUUCCUGAGAAAAAAGUACUCCAAAGACACCAAAGAAUCCACACAGGGGAACUUCCUUAUUCAUGUCCAGAAUGCGAGAAAUGUUUUGUUGAUAGACGAGACCUUAUUAAACACCAGAGAACUCACACAAGUGAACAUCCUUUUUCAUGUUCAUAUUGUGGGAAAUGUUUCAUUGAGAAAAAAAAAUUGGUUGCACACCAGAAAAUUCACACCGGUGAUAAACCUUACCCAUGCCCAGAGUGCGGGAAAUCUUUCACUGUCAAAGGAAACCUUCUUAGACACCAGAAAAUUCACACUGAUGAACGGCCCUUCUCAUGUUUACAGUGUGGGAAAUGUUUCAAUCAAGAAGGAGACUUUCUUAACCACCAGAGAAGAAGUCACACAGGUGAACGUCCUUUUUUAUGUUUGGAGUGUGGGAAAGGCUUUACUCACAAAGGAAAUCUUGUUACACACCAGCGAAUUCACACGGGUGAGCGUCCUUAUUCAUGCUCGGAGUGUGGAAAAUGUUUCAAUGAGAAAAAUGUACUCGUCAGACACCAAAGAAUUCACACAGGGGAGCGUCCUUAUUUAUGUACAGAAUGUGGGAAAAGUUUUGUUGAUAGAGGAGCCCUUGUUAAACACCAGAGAACUCACACAGGGGAGCGUCCUUUUUCAUGUUCAGAAUGUGGGAAAUGU